Molecule: messenger RNA, 9154 nt
Organism: Alexandromys fortis (reed vole)
Lineage: Eukaryota; Metazoa; Chordata; Mammalia; Rodentia; Cricetidae
Gene: Adam22
Product: ADAM metallopeptidase domain 22
Exons: 32
Coding region: 272-3160 (962 amino acids)
Biological process (GO): proteolysis
Cellular component (GO): postsynaptic density membrane
Molecular function (GO): metalloendopeptidase activity
Source: RefSeq, a predicted model, not a curated record
CACCCGGCCCCGCUCCCUGCCGAGCUGGCCGCCCGCCCCGGCCUCCGCCUGGGGAUGAAGUGGGAGGCGCUAGAAGCCACUUAGCUACAGCCUGGCGCCCGCCCGAUGCGGCGCUCCAUCGCUGCCCCCGCCACCGAAGCGCCCGCGAGGCACAAUGCAGCACUGAGGCAGCGGCGGCUGCGGCAGCGGCAGCGGCAGCGGCGCGGGCCGGGAAGGGGCGGCGGGGAGCCGGAGCCCGUGGCCGGGACACGAGCAGCUGAGCGCCGCCACCAUGCAGGCAGCGGCGGCCGCGUCCUUCUGGCUGCUCUGCGUCUUAGGGACCUGCCCCCUAGCGCGCUGCGGUCCGGCAGGAGACGCCUCGCUGAGGGAGCUGGAGAGGAGGAACGAAAACCGCUUCCUGGAGCGCCAGAGCAUCGUGCCGCUGCGCCUCAUCUACCGCUCGGGCGGCGAGGACGAAACUUGGCACGACCGGCUCAACACACGGGUGCGGGGCCACCCUGGCGGCCGGCAGUUGACUCAUGUGGACAAGGCAAGCUUCCAGGUGGAUGCCUUUGGAACCUCGUUCAUUCUUGAUGUCCGGCUAAACCAUGAGUUGCUGUCCUCUGGUUAUGUAGAGAGACACAUUGAACGUGGAGGCAAGGUCGUGGAAAACAAAGGAGGAGAACACUGUUACUACCAGGGCCAGAUCCGAGGAAACCCUGGCUCAUUUGUUGCCCUGUCAACAUGCCACGGACUCCAUGGGAUGUUCUUUGAUGGGAACCACACAUAUCUCAUCGAACCAGAAGAAAACGAGACCUCCCACGAGGAGUCUCAGUUUCACUCCGUUUACAAAUCCAGACUGUUUGAAUUUCCCUUGGAUGACCUCCCAACUGAAUUUCAACAAGUAAAUAUUACUCCACCAAAAUUUUUUUUGAAGCCAAGACUAAAGCGGAGUAAGCGGCAGCUUCUUCGAUUUCCCCGUAAUGUAGAGGAGGAAACCAAAUACAUCGAGCUGAUGAUUGUGAAUGAUCAUAUCAUGUUCAAAAAGCAUCGGCUUUCUGUUGUACACACAAAUACCUACGCAAAGUCUGUGGUGAACAUGGCGGAUAUGAUCUAUAAAGACCAACUUAAGACUAGGAUAGUAUUGGUUGCCAUGGAAACCUGGGCUGCUGACAACAAGUUUGCCAUCUCUGAGAACCCGCUGGUCACCCUGCGCGAGUUUAUGAAGUACAGGAGGGAUUUUAUCAAAGAGAAGAGUGACGCGGUUCAUCUUUUCUCGGGAAGUCAAUUUGAGAGUAGCCGGAGCGGCGCAGCUUAUAUUGGUGGGAUUUGCUCGCUGCUGAGAGGAGGAGGCGUGAAUGAAUUUGGAAAAACCGAUUUGAUGGCGGUCACACUCGCUCAGUCGUUAGCACACAAUAUUGGUAUCAUCUCAGACAAGAGAAAAUUAGCAAGCGGUGAGUGUAAAUGUGAGGACACGUGGUCUGGAUGUGUAAUGGGAGACACCGGCUACUAUCUCCCUAAGAAGUUCUCUCCGUGCAGCAUUGAGGAGUAUCAUGACUUCCUGAAUAGUGGUGGUGGCGCCUGCCUCUUCAACAAGCCUUCUAAGCUUCUCGAGCCUCCUGAGUGUGGAAAUGGCUUCAUUGAAACUGGGGAGGAGUGUGACUGUGGCACCGCUGCGGAAUGCGCCCUUGAAGGGGCAGAGUGCUGUAAGAAGUGCACCUUGACCCAGGAUUCUCAAUGCAGUGAUGGUCUCUGUUGUAAAAAGUGCAAGUUUCAGCCUUUGGGGACUGUGUGCCGAGAAGCAGUCAAUGAUUGUGAUAUUCGUGAAAUAUGUUCAGGAAAUUCAAGCCAGUGUGCUCCCAAUGUACACAAAAUGGAUGGAUAUUCCUGUGACAGUACUCAGGGAAUUUGCUUUGGAGGAAGGUGUAAAACCAGAGAUAGACAAUGCAAAUACAUCUGGGGGCAAAAGGUAACGGCAUCAGACAAGUACUGCUAUGAGAAGCUGAACAUCGAGGGGACGGAGAAGGGUAACUGUGGAAAAGACAAGGACACCUGGAUACAGUGCAACAAACGGGAUGUACUUUGUGGUUACCUUUUAUGCACCAAUAUUGGCAAUAUCCCAAGGCUUGGAGAACUCGAUGGUGAAAUCACAUCUACCUUAGUUGUGCAGCAAGGAAGAACAUUAAACUGCAGUGGCGGGCAUGUUAAGCUUGAAGAAGAUGUUGACCUUGGCUACGUGGAGGACGGGACGCCCUGCGGCCCUCAGAUGAUGUGUCUGGAGCAUCGGUGUCUUUCUGUGGCCUCCUUCAACUUCAGCACUUGCUUGAGCAGUAAAGCAGGCACCAUUUGCUCGGGAAACGGGGUUUGCAGCAAUGAGCUCAAGUGCGUGUGCAACAGGCACUGGACAGGUGCCGACUGCAGCACCCACUUUCCUCACAAUGAUGAUGCAAAGACUGGUAUCACCCUGUCUGGCAACGGUGUUGCUGGCACUAAUAUCAUAAUAGGAAUAAUCGCUGGCACCAUUUUAGUGCUGGCCCUCAUAUUAGGAAUAACUGCCUGGGGUUAUAAAAACUAUCGAGAACAGAGACAGUUACCCCAGGGAGAUUAUGUAAAAAAGCCUGGAGAUGGCGACUCUUUUUAUAGCGACAUUCCUCCCGGAGUCAGCACAAACUCAGCAUCUAGUUCUAAGAAGAGGUCUGCCUUUCUGUCGCAUUUUCAGAUCUCCACCUGUUCCAUCACACAUUAUUCCAUUAGUCAGAACAUUUCAUUAUUUUGCAGCAGGUCAAACGGUCUCUCUCAUUCCUGGAGUGAAAGGAUUCCAGACACAAAACAUAUUUCAGACAUCUGUGAAAACGGCAGACCUCGAAGUAACUCCUGGCAAGGUAACCUGGGAGGCAACAAAAAGAAAAUCAGAGGCAAAAGAUUUAGACCUCGAUCUAAUUCGACUGAGUAUUUAAACCCAUGGUUCAAAAGAGACUAUAAUGUAGCUAAGUGGGUAGAAGAUGUGAAUAAAAACACUGAAGGACCCUACUUUAGGACCCUGUCUCCUGCCAAGUCUCCUUCUUCAUCCACUGGGUCUAUUGCCUCCAGCAGAAAAUACCCGUACCCGAUGCCUCCGCUUCCUGAUGAGGACAAGACAGUGAACCGACAGAGUGCCAGGCUAUGGGAGACGUCCAUUUAAGAACGACUGUUUACAUGUGUCACAUCGAAACUGUUUACUUCAACUUUUAUAGGAACCCAGCCACCCAGACUCACUGCAAUCUGUCUGCUCUGCAGAUGCUUUGAAGGCCCUCUGAGAUGCAGAGGAGAGGAAGCCACGGCUCACACCUGGAUGGCAUUUCCUUUUUGUCAUCGGCAUAAGGUUUAGCCAAACAGUAAAGAACUCCUGAAAUGUCACACUAUGACACGGACCCACUUAUGGUCUGGUAUUGGUAUGUUAAUGGAUAAUCUGCAUGACAGAUAUAUGUAGAAUAUCAAUAAAAUGAACUCACAUGACCCAAAUGUCGCAGGUUUUCCUGAGGGACCGAAGUGGAUUCAGAACUGGGCAUUCUGAAACACAUCCUCAUUGCAAGCAGUAAUGCCGUAUGCAUGAAGCUUCUGUUUAUUGUUUUCCAUAGACAAGGAAAAACAUCCCAUAAUAGAACUAGCAUGCAGGGCUGAGGCAUAUAGGACUUUUCUGCAGGUUGCAGGACUGUAACGCUUUGAGAGGCCAAUACCCAUAUGCUAACUUUAAACAUGUAUUUUUAUUUUUUUUUUACUUUUCAUAUUUAUACUAGCAUACAAGGACAACUGUACAUAUGUAAACAUUUUUAAAUUUAAAAAGUAACUGUUACAUAUAAGUGUGUUUUGCCAAAUGCCUAAAAACAGCCAGUCACGACUCUAUCAUUGCCCUUCAUCCUGCUGUGUUCAGAGUGUCAGUGGACGGUGUUGUGAAUAUAGUGGUCACUGCGGUAAACGUGUCUUUCUGUAACCGGCAUUCGUCUAAAGCGUGUGACUUCCCUUUCAAGUGCGUGCAGUCUGGAGGAGGUUUUGUUGAGUAAGCCAUCAAAAUGCUCAGACAAACGUCCGGCCUUUGCAUCUGGCUGAGGGUGGAGUCCAGAUGUGUGGACACGCUGGAGCUGGCAGGUUCUCUCGGAAUCUGCCAGCUUGUCUAUUUCAUGUCGAAGACGCAUGGUUCCUGUCACAGCAGCCGUUCUCGCUCAGUACCAGGGCACAUCAGCUGAUCGUACCUGGACGCCAUGGAGUGCCUCCCCUCCAGAAGGUUCUUGCUGAGACGGAUUGGAUGCACGAAAGACACAGACCACUGAGUGGCUAACUCCCAUCUGGCCAAUACCUGAGGCCUUUCUGGCCUGAAGUUUGGGUUUCUUAACAAAAUCCUUUCAGCCAUUAUUACCCGUGGAAGGAGCGAUCUGUUUUCACAACUAAUGCAUUUCUCAUCACUGGGAUGUAAGUCCCAGCAGGCUGCUCUGGCUGACUUUGAAGAAGAUGGUGGAUAGAAGACUCAACAAGGCAUGUAAAUUUAAAUGAAGUCUAAGGCUACGUAGAUGCAGUAGCUGCAAAGAUAGCCACCAGCCUGCAGGGAGAAGAGCCCUAUACAUUUUGAUCCUUUAAAAAAAUGAGUAUUCUAUGUGAAAUCUUGUCAUUUAAAAUGAGUAGUUAAUAGCUUUUCUAAUGCAAUUUUACCGCUCAAAUUUGAUAGCUCAGUCACACGCUCUGCUCUGGAAUACACUUCUGACCCCACCCCCAUCUUUACUGAUGUAUGUGAGGAUGGGGCUAUCAGACCAGACCUCAGAAAUGUGUUCUGCAUUUGGUUUCUUCCACAAGUGUCCAGGGACACAAUUUGUCUCACCUCCGUGUGGAUAUUCUUAAAUGCCCAAACUGAAGGGCCAGAGUAGAAGGCAGUGGUAUAACUCAGUUCAGGUCUUCUGUAAUGGUCCACUCUUGAGAAACACUUUGAAGAUGUUAGAAAACCAAGUUAAUCAGACAAAAUUAUACAGUAAAAACAGCGAUUAUUGUGACAGGAAAGGAUGGAGUUUGCUGAUGGCUCACUAAGACAGCCUCAGACAAAGGUGUGGAUGAGUUGAGCAAUGUCUCCACUGAGCUUCAGGCCAGGACAGAAGAGCAGGCAGGUGACCGAGGAAAAGAUGUAGCAAAUGAAGUGACUUUUGAACAAGAUCGCUUCAAGUGUGCACUGAGUGCUUUCUGGCAUUGCGUAUAUAGAAGGCUAGUGUAAUAUGAUAUUAGGUUUAUUUUGGCUACAAGAGAAGAGUUUAUACCUUUGAAUGAAGAUGCCUCGUGUAAAUAUGCUUUGUAUUAGAGUUAGUUACGUAAACCCUGGCUUGGGAAUUCACAAGUGGCUAGCUAGUGAGCUGGUUAUCUGUCUCCCCGCCUGUCUUUCCUCAUCAAUAAUUUUUUUCCUGAAGUUAUUAUUGAAAAUUGCAAUCAUUAUCACGUGCCUUUUGGGAAAGACGGCUGCUUUCGUUUGUAAUCCCCAUAUGUAAUGGGAUGAAAAGGAUUUUCUUGACGUGCAGAGUGAUUUUAGGAAUAUAAGAGCUUUAAUGUUUUCAUCAAGGUAUCUGUCUCCCAUGUUUAAGCAUUCUUAGACUUGUUUCUGGAAUUAACACGCUUUCGUGUUGACGACUAGCUUCAAGCAGUAUGUAUCAGUGCACUCGCCAAUAUUGGUGUUGUAGAUCAUUGCAUCCGACUACGUAUGACUUCACUCACUGAGGUAGACAGAGUAGUAGACUCAUGGAACCAAGGACAAGCACAAUGACUAUUCCUUUUGUAAAUGUCUAUUUUGAAGGGGAACUUUGAAGCUCGGUAGUGGUUUGAGUCACACAACUAACAUCCACACUUCCCAGUGUGCCGUGGGGCCAUUACUCCAUGGAUAAGGGCAGUAAUGUGUUCGUUGGCUGCCGUUUCUCUUUCUAGUACUCUUGGCAUCAGUAGGACUGCAGAUAGCCCAAAGGCCCGGGAUGUUCUUGUCCAUUAUCAUAAAGGAACAUUUAACUCUUCCCAGUGUGUGUCCAGGGAAGGCCUGCAGUAUCAGAGAAUCCUUAAAGAACAGACUGGCCAGACCAACACUUCCCAGCUACUUUCCUUAGAUGGGAAGCCUUUCUCCGGCAUCAGCCAGAUAGAAAAUGACCGCAGUACGUGCAGUCUGCAGAAAGGGGGAGAUGGGCGCUCCUUGGUUUUCAGUGUUCUGCAGUACAUCCCAGCCCCUCACUUAGACGCUAAGUGAGGAACAGCACAUCCUUAGGUUCCUUAACAGAAGCAUUGCCUGGGGUUGAGACGCCUUGUGAGUGCUGCAACCUGGGCGCUUUACUUCGUUAUACAGUUUCUUCGUGUUUCACACGGCUUUUAAAAUACUGUUUGCACAGAACAUCAGCCCCAUAUAGAAUUUACGUAUGAAAGAUUGAUGGUGUGUCUCAAAGCAGUCACAGUAACGAGAGAAUUGAAUAUUCUCUGUCUUCCCAGGGUGUGGGUGGGAGGCUGCGCUGGGUUCCAGGACAGAUAGAUGCACAUGGCUUCUUCUGCUGUCCUUACGUAUCUGCAUGAUUUCCUCCUGCCCGUUACCCUCUGCCUCUGGAGUUACUUUGCCUGUUGUCCUUUGCUAGUUUUUCAUGGUUACCUUUGAGCCAGGGAAAGGUUACCAUUUCUCCUCUCUUCCUCCAGGAUUUCAGCCAGGUUUGUUCAUUUAUUCAUUUCACCCGGCCAUUUUCUAUGGUCAUAUAGGUCUAUCUUAACCUUAAAUUUAGACAGUCCUUUAGAUAUGCCCCUGUUUUUCAAUGUAAUAAUUGCCUAUUUAAAGGUAAGAUUAUUUUUAUCUUACUUAAAUGUAAAGGGAAAGAAGGCUGUCUGGCAGUUGCCGUCUGCAGGAGGAGGAGAAUAAAGUUCGGAACCGAUGGGAAUAAGGAGGAAGCAGGGCCCCUGACCCCUGUCUGCACAGCCAGAUGGCACCACUGUCACCUGCACCCUACCUCCUCCCCCGACAAUAUAUAGUCAAGAUGAAUUUUUCAUUCUUAUUCUACUAGCUUUGUAUGAAAAGCUGCCGUUUCUGUGGAAAAGGGCUUCAUUUAGGGCUCAAGUACCCACUUUCCUCCUGCAGGGUAGUCAAGACUACUCUGACUUCAGAUGCAGGGUCUCUUCUCUGGGCACCAGAGAGUUAGGGCCUGGGGUGAACAACUUCUCUUUGCUGUAUUGUAAAGAAUUCAAUCGACAGUUGUGAAAAUUGGCCGAGGCAGCAGCCCAUCUGUCUGUGUGCGCAGCAUGCUGUUAAAUUGUCCCCGCUUGCUGACAGCGUAUGCUCUGUGGGACAGGGCCUUGCAGCUCUCAGAGUUUUCCUACCAUGCCUGCAGGUGCAGAACAAAACUGCCCCAGACUUGGAAAGCAGAAGGUAACACUUCCAUUCCCAUAUCGGUCAUAGUUACGUCAGUCCUCAACAUGUAAGUAGAAAAUCAAAACUUAAGACGCCAGUGGCCAUUGUAUUCCUGCCCUUUAUAGCCAUGGCCUUAGAAAACAGUAUCAUUACUAUGGGUUUUGAUGGCUGCUUCUAGAUCCUUCCUUCUUCUGUAGUUCCCCAUUCAGUAGCUGUGCCGGACUUUUCCUCUCGAUAAGAAACGUCCCCUAGCAUGCAGGCGAACGUUGGGAGAAGCACAGGCAUGCAGCGGAGGGAGGUUAGCUCUCCUCUCCUUUCCACAUGCUGGUUUGACUGAGCACCUUGGAAGGUCACUACGAAAUGGGUCUCAGGGUAUAGAUCUCAGGAAGGGAAUAAGCAACAGGGAGUUUGGGAGAUGCUGGGUCCUUUGUCCCCAGCACGAGACCAUAGUGCACAUCCAUUGAAGCAGGCACAAGAGCUCAAGAUGGCCACUGGCCAUGCUGGCCGUACUGGGCGCCAGCAGCAGACUUAGGUGUUUUGCGGUCUUCUGGAGUGUUGGUUCUCUCUGUAGUCUACUGUCCAGUGCAGUGUCCCGGAUGCACUGGUCAUUGGCCUGCAGCACACUGGGAGGGGCUUUGGAAGUGGUAGGGGUGUUGAUCACAGGCAGCCAUGGAAUCAAAUCCAAACAAAAAUGUAUUUUAUUCUGUUUGAUUUUACAAAAAGGCAUACAGUGAGAUGAAGCACUCUUAUUAAGUUAACGCACACAAGGCCAUCAGGUCUGUUUUUGUGAGCAAAGGUUAGUCUCCCUUAAAUGUAUGCAGAUGCUUGUGUGCAUAUUCUGCAUUCAAUUUACACCAUUUUGGGACAUGAUGCGUUCUGAUGGUUGAGUUUUAAAAUAAUGCAAAUAGCCCAAAUCUUUAAAUAUAGCGGUGCUACGUUUUUAUCAGAUAACACAAUACAGAAAGUGCUGAAAUGAAUCCUGACACUUAGGAGGAACACAGGAGUUCCUGUUAAAUUAUACACUUGUAUCACUGCCUGAUAUGAACCCCACUUUUCCUUUUUAAUCCAGCACAAUGUCAAACUGUGAUUCUGUGGCUCCUCUUUUUAAUGGGUACAAAUAACCCAACACUUUUUUUUUAAUGGAAAAAAAUUUUUUUUAAACACUAACUGUGAAGUGCUUAGUAAAAGGUUCCUUCAGGAUUCAGAGCAUUUUUUUUUUAACUUGUUGGAAGACUUGCCCCUCCAAACUAGCAUUUCCAAAUGACAAUCACCAGAAACGGCUCAUUUCACCUAAUUAAAGCAAUUCAUGCUAGUGGACGUUAGGUCUCUGCCAGGGCUUCCCCCACCACAGCCUCCAAGACAAUAGAUGCCACCCCAUGGGGCGCGCUAACAGCAUCAGUGUGGUUCACUUCACGGAAGUAGGUACUCAAGUGUACAUACUUAGAUUCACAUCAUUUAAGCCUCCUCUCUGCUACUCGGCACACACGUCAGGUUCUUAUGCUAUUUGAAAACUCCUGGGUUUUGGCAAACACCAAAAGAAAUGUAAAUGGUGAUUGCCCUCCCGAGCAAGCGUGGUUUGUUUUAUGGCUGUUCAAGUUAAAAAGUUGUUCUCAUGUUGUAGGUAAACAAAUCUUGCUGUUUUCAAAAGGUCACUGUAACUCGAGAUUUAACUUCCUGGCACAAUUUUAUUAGUGUUCACUUCUGAAGCUAAUAAGAUAUCAGAGUUUUCUAUGUUACUCUCAUUGUGACAUCAGUAAAGUGACUUUCAAUAAAAGCUUUAUGUUAUUUUGAUGCACA